Messenger RNA from Paramecium tetraurelia, 456 nucleotides. RefSeq lists its product as uncharacterized. Lineage: Eukaryota; Ciliophora; Oligohymenophorea; Peniculida; Parameciidae. The record is from RefSeq and is a predicted model, not a curated record. Gene Ontology annotation, molecular function: protein binding. The transcript has 2 exons.
AUGAAUAAUAUUAAAUAAAUAAUAUAAGCAAUUAAAGGAUGUAUACAAAUUUUAAUAUUAAAAGAAAACAUCUAAGACUUAAAGAAGUAUAAUCCUUCCCCUGAAUAAGAGCAAGGCAUUUAGAAAAUGAAAUUAAUACAUGUUGCUGCCUCCAAUCCCAGUAUAGAAAUUUUGCAAUAUUUUGUUGAAAAAUCUUAAAAUUUGGAAAUCACAGAUUCUAUAGGAAGAACUCCGCUGCAUUAUGCUGCUAGUUAUGGUCAUUAGGGCAAUGUCGAAUUAUUGAUAAAUAAAGGAGCAAAAAUAGAAGCUCAGACAUUAGGAGGUGAUACACCUUUGAUAAAAGCUGCAUAAUUAAAAAACCAUUAAUGCUAUAAUUAUUUAAUUAGUGUGGGUGCAAAUAAAUCCCAUCAUAAUUGCAUAGGUCAGAGUGCUGAAUAAAUAUAUUAAUAUAAUUGA